UGAUCUUAUAAGCCACUCACUGAUUUAUUUUCUUGCCAUUUCAGAAAAAAGCCAAAGGACAAGAGCUAUUUGAUCAGAUUAUGUACCACUUGGACCUUAUUGAAAGCGACUAUUUUGGACUGAGAUUUAUGGAUUCAGCACAGGUAGCGCAUUGGUUGGAUGGUACAAAAAGCAUCAAAAAACAAGUAAAAAUUGGUUCACCCUAUUGUCUGCAUCUUCGAGUUAAGUUUUAUUCCUCAGAACCAAAUAACCUUCGUGAAGAGCUGACCCGGUAUUUAUUUGUUCUUCAGUUAAAACAAGAUAUUCUCAGUGGAAAAUUAGAGUGUCCCUUUGAUACAGCGGUUCAGUUGGCAGCUUAUAACUUGCAAGCUGAACUGGGAGACUACGACCUUGCUGAGCACAGUCCUGAACUCGUGUCUGAGUUCAGGUUUGUGCCUGUUCAGACGGAAGAGAUGGAGCUCGCUAUAUUUGAGAAAUGGAAAGAAUACAGGGGUCAGACACCAGCGCAGGCUGAAACCAAUUAUCUGAACAAAGCCAAGUGGCUGGAAAUGUAUGGGGUUGACAUGCAUGUGGUCAAGGCCAGAGAUGGGAAUGACUACAGCUUGGGACUGACCCCAACAGGAGUCCUUGUUUUUGAAGGAGAGACCAAAAUUGGCUUAUUUUUUUGGCCCAAGAUAACCAGAUUGGAUUUUAAGAAGAAUAAACUAACAUUGGUGGUUGUAGAAGAUGAUGAUCAGGGCAAGGAGCAGGAGCAUACGUUUGUCUUUAGACUGGAUCAUCCCAAAGCAUGCAAACAUUUAUGGAAAUGUGCUGUGGAGCAUCAUGCCUUCUUCCGACUGCGAGGCCCUGUCCAAAAGAGUUCUCAUCGCUCAGGAUUUAUUCGAUUAGGAUCACGGUUUAGAUACAGUGGGAAAACUGAGUAUCAGACCACUAAGACCAAUAAAGCAAGAAGAUCAACAUCCUUUGAAAGAAGACCCAGCAAACGGUAUUCUCGACGAACUCUGCAAGUGAAAGCAAGUACCGGAAAACCUGAAGAACUCAGUGUUCACAACAAUGUUUCAGCUCAGAGUAAUGGUUCCCAACAGGCUUGGGGUGUGAGGUCCACUGUGCCUGUGAUUCCUUCUGUUCCCGCUGGUCCUGUGGUCGCGGAGGUCGAGAAUCUUCCAAGGAGUCCUUUAACAGACCAGCGCGACAAGAAAUGGCUCUCGGCUGCCGGUGAUCGCUCUCAACGUGGUGGAAACCAGUGGGACACAAGGGCCUUGUCCCCACCCCAUCCUGCACCUAGAAACUACCCUGCCUUUGUCCAUGAGCACAAUGUGAAGAAUGCAGGAGCCCAGCAGAACGCUCAUUUCCCUGGCCCUGCAGCCAUGACUGACAUAUGAGUGUUGAGCCUCUUGGGCACUGGGACUCUGUUGUGCAAGUUGACGGUAUACAUUUCUAGAGUUUAUAGAGGAUCAGUGACAUUAAGAAAAUUUGCGAGAAGAUAUUUUACAUGAAAUCACUCAUUGGGUAGUGUUGUUUGUAAUUGAAAUCUUCUGUGAAAGGGAAAAGGAUCUGAAGAAGCUAGAUGCCAUCAGUGAUAGUGACAAAUAUUUUUGUGUUGCAAAGGGUAUUUUGGAAAGAUUUUCUGUGAUUUUAAUAUGUUAACACAUCACUUAGAAGAUGUUUCAGGAGAAGAUUUGUGUUUAUGAAUAAACUGCCCAUUAUCACCACAGCCUCCAUGCAGCACCAGUAGAUGGAGGUGAGAAGAAUCAGUCCCACUGAAAAUGCACACAGAAGGGAGCAUGUCCAGGCCAGGCGGAUCAGCCUGUGGCGAUACUUUUAUAGACUGCUCUUACACACUAUCUUUAAUACUUCCAAAGUGACCCAAGUCUUAAUUUCAGUUGAGUGCCUGAGCUUCUAUUAUUUAAUUACUGUUUAAAUCAAGUUUAAAGCUUACUUUUUAAUAAACACAAGUAUUUUAAAUUAGCAGAAGGUCUAGAAAUCACUAUAAUGUGCCUCAUGUGAAGAGAGGCAUGUGAAUGGUUACUUUGCAUGAUUAACUGAAUCGAUGGUGAGCUUGAAUGGUUAUAUUACUACUGAAUGAUUGUACACAUGGAACAUGUAUUUACUUUUGCCUUUUCACUUUUCUCUUUUAUCUCACGCAUCUGAUAGAUUUCUCAGGUUUGCAAACAGGCUCAUAGUCUGGCCUUGCACAACCUCUAAAAUAAAAUUCUGAAGCCAAAACUAUAUCACUUUUAAUACUUAAUGCAUAUCACUUUUAAUCACUUUUUGCAUAUGUUAUUAUUUUUGGUCCUUUUUGAACUUCAGAAUGUAAUUGUGGUCUUUGGUUUAACUCAGAGAGGCAAAUUAACUGGAAGAAAUAUAUUUCUGAUGUAAUGGGAAGUGAUGUAAAGGGAAGAAUUUCUUUUGUCUUUUUAGAGUUUUAAAAAUUUAAGUUUUUAAACAUUUAAACUAUAUUUAUAGAGAGAGAGUCAUUUUAUAGUCUGAGAAUUCAUAGUACAUCAAGAUAAUGAAGAUUUAAUUAAAAAUAACAUAACUUGUGUACCAUUCUGCUCACCUCAGAGGUCAGUCUUACUGUCUGCUAGAUGAAGGUGAAGUUUCAGAGGGCCUUAUAUUAGUGAGUUCUUGGUUGCAAAUAUAAUACAACUUGUCAGUAGAAGACAUAAAUAAGUGGAAGUAAGUAAUAUUUAGGGAAUUUAAUUUAUAGGCAGAUUUCAAUCUGAAUUUAUUAAGUCAUAUAUAAGUAUUCUUUAAUGUAUUUACAUAUGAGCAGAUACAUAUCUUAAAUAGCUCAGCUGAAAAUUCUGGAAGGCUAUCAUCAUAGCAUGCUUAAACAUGGCCACUAAUGUGUACCCCUCAUGAUUCUGCUAGACUUACAUAGCUCAGACUCUUAUUGUCAAUGGUGAUUAUUUUUUUUAAGGGAAUUUGAAUCAUAACAUUUUAAGCACAGAAACUCUGAUUUGUUCCAUUUAAGAAAAGAUUUCAUGUAUAUGAAUAUGAUUAAAACCUUACAAUGUUUAUAAUAGAAACCAGAAAGAGGGAUAAUAUGAACACAGCUUUCUGGUCUCUUAGAAAGUCCUAAGGUUUGACUUCUCUCACUUUGAAAUUAAUCUUAAAAUCUGAACCCCUGAUACAGUGCCUCAUGUUCGUCUUACCCAGAAUCUUAACUUGGGGAAGUACAGAAGGACUGUGAUUGAAGAAUAAACUCUUGUUUAUAGUAAAAGUGGUCAUUUCUGUACUUAGAAUCUUAAGUCAAUGCUGUUACAUUUAAGUAAUAGAAGAGUCACGUGGUUUUCCUUUGUUUGAAAGCAUUGUUAUAAAAUAGCUCUUUGCAUCAGUGGGAGCAUCAUAAUUGUAAAUUCCUGCUGAUGGAGUCUGGGUUGGAGGGGUGACGGAGCAAGAAGUUGGCAAAGGGUAGGGGUGUGAAGGGCUAAAGGCUGAAUGGUCGUGGAAUCAAACCUUUCUGCUUCAUACAAGUUCCUGUGCUCCAGGGUCUCAGAGUGCAAGUGUUGGGAAUGUUUGCUACUUGUAUUUUCAAGGUGGAUAUACAGAUUGUUUCCAGAGGUAUGAAGACUUUAUCAGCGGUUCAUCCUAAAUUAAAUAAAUUGUCACCAACGUUUUUA
This is a messenger RNA of Odocoileus virginianus texanus, 3626 nucleotides long. The record is from RefSeq and is a predicted model, not a curated record. NCBI's taxonomy places the organism in Eukaryota, Metazoa, Chordata, Mammalia, Artiodactyla, Cervidae.